CUCCUCCUCUCCGUGCUUCUGUAGUCAUUCUGUGUCUCUCUCCAUCAGCAGCGGUCUGGAUGCUUGCAGGGACAGAACCAUGGCUGUGAAUCUGGGGAAGAACAGACUGGCCCUGCUGACCGCCUACCAGGACGUCAUUGACGAGUCCUCCGACACCGACUGGGCCUUGUACACAUAUGAAGAUGACACCAAUGACUUGAUCCUGGCAACAUCAGGCGGAGGCGGUCUGCAGGAGAUCACAAUGACCUUUGACAACAGCAGCGUGAUGUAUGGCUUCUGCAGCCUGAAGGAGCCCAGCGCCGCUCUGCCACGAUACAUCCUCAUCAACUGGGUUGGUGAAGAUGUUCCAGAUGCCAGGAAGUGUGCCUGUGCCAGCCAUGUCGCCACCAUCGCAGACUUCUUCCAGGGCGUGGAGGUCAUCGUCAACGCCAGCAGUCUGGAGGACAUUGAACCGUCAGCCAUUGGGCAGCGGCUGACCAAUGGAACGGCGGCUGUGGCGAGUCCAGUCCUGAGCCGCCUGAAAACUCGCGAAGAUGAGCACGGAGACGUGGGCACAGUGUACGAGAAAACCAAUGCAGAGGUGGAGAUGAAGAAAAUCAAUAGAGAGGAGUUUUGGGAACAGGCCAAGCGCGAGGAGGAGUUGAGGAAGGAGGAGGAGAAGAAGAAGUUGGCGGAGGAGCGGCAGCGUUUCGAAGAGGAGCGAAUGGAGCUGGAGAGGAAGGAGCAGGAGAACCGAGAGAGGAGGUACCGCGAGAGGGAGCGGCAGAUAGAGGAGCACAGGAAGAAGAAGCAGGAGGAGGAGGAGGCCCAGGAGAGGCUGAGGAGCCAGACCACCUUAGUAACAGAGCCGAGCAUCGAGGACCUGAAACUGGAAAAGAAGGAGUCGGAGGUGGAGGAAGCGAAGGCCAUCAUCGCUCAGCGUUCAGGAAACCCUCGAGAGUUCUUCAAGCAGAAGGAGAGAGCCAUGACCAUCAGUGUUGACACUUCGCCUGUCUCCAUCCACAGGACCGGCCGUUUGGACAGCCCGUUCUUGAGGCAGCAGCACAGUCCCAGCAGCCCCAGUCCGAGCCCCCUCCCCCGGGGCACUUCCCCCCUCCGCACCCCGCCACACGCACGGACGCAGCCCGCCGCUGCAGCCGGGGAAAAUGACGAUGAAGCAAGUACAGAGCGCAGCAUGGCCGCCGUGUCACCUAUUCCUAAAAUAGUCACCACACCAAUUAAAGAGGACUUCGCCAGGGAGGAUGAGCACUCCAGAGACGAGUGGGAUUCGGUGCCAAAGAAGGAGCAGAAACCUCCCGUCCAGGAGUCGACGCCCACUAAGCCGGUGCAGAGCGUCGCCCCGCAGGCCCACGAGACCUCCAACUUCUCCGUGUGGGAGUCCGGGACAGAAAGCCUGGUCAACCUGUGGGACAGCAGCUCCGCCUCCAACGCCAACACCUCCCAGACCUCCCACUCCUCUAACCUGGUGGACCUGAUGGGCGACAGCAGCGACGUCCCGCCCAGCACCGCCGCCACCGGCUCCAGCGGCCGGCCUCAGCCCCUCCUCAGCUUCGAUGAGAUGAUGGACGGGACUUUCUGCUCGGCCACCGGCGCCGAGGACGACCCCACUAGUCUGGUGGAUGUGACGGGUCCUGAUCAGAUGACCCUCAGCUACCAGCAUGCACUGCAGCACGCAUCCGGGGAGGGUUCCGAGCUGGAUGACGGACAGCUGCUGAUGACCAAUGGGGAGACGCUGCUGAAAGAAGGCACUCAGGCGAGUGAGGGGUAUUUCAGCCAAUCACAGGAGGAGGAAUUUGGCCAAACAGAGGAGUCCUCCGCUAAACCUGCACCUGUCUUUUAUAAUAAGCCACCAGAGAUUGACAUUACGUGCUGGGACACUGACCCCGUGGUCGACGACGAGGACGACUAACCAGCCAAUCAGACACCGGCAACGGACCAAGAGGAAGUAGGAAGUGCGCUUCAAGAAGAAAAAGAUUUUUUUCUAAAAAAACAACAAAAAAAAAUAACAAAACAGACAAAAAAAGUAAUAAUAACAAGUCUUGCAUCAAAACUACUUCUGUAUUAUCUUUUAGAGGAAAUGAAAACGUAGCCACCAAAAUAAACGGGGUUUGAGUUAAAGAUGCUAACAGUUUGAAAGGCUCAGUUAUGAUUUUUUUCUGUGUGUUAUUUUUAUUUAUUUGUUUUUCUUCUUCAUUUUUUUUUCCUUUUUUUUUUUUUUUUUUUUGCUAUGCAGAUAUAAUAGCUGGGUGCGGGGUACUUCUGUUUGUGUAUGAUGAUUUCUGACACGUUAACGUAGCGCACUGCUGCAUAUUAGAGACAAUGAAGCCCAGUGUGCGGCAGGAAGUCGACACACUUAGUCUGUAGUGCUUUAAUAACACCCUAUAAAACUAAUAACAGUGGAUUAUUACAGCUGCCAUGUAUAUCUUCACUCUGUUUCUUUUCUUACCUCUUUUCUACCUCCCUCCUCCCUUCUGCCUUCUUCCUUAAAACGUCUUCAAAUACUCACCUCUGCAAGUCAGCUAAUCUUGUAUUUAGUCCCACUUUAUCGGAAGGUGAUUUAUUUUAUUUAUUCCAGUGCAUCUGAACAUCAUAAGCAGCUGAAAGGAUCCCGACCAAGAAAAAUCUUUUCAUUCCUCCAACUGUUGCUCCUUUCUGACCUUUUUCAUUCCUUUUGUACAAUUUCAAGACUGAAUUCAAGAUUAAAUGGCUUGUAAAUCUGUUCGCUUAUUAUUGCAAUUUUUUUCUGUCCGUUUCUGUGUUAAUGAACGACAUUUUCUCUACUCGACCUCUCCUCUGCUUCCACAAAUAUAAUCAUAUUUUCCCCUGAUAACAUAUUCACACAAACAAAGAAAAGCAAUACUCGGAUCUGACUUGUAAGUGUUCAAAGCCAUUUUUCGAUAGAACUUUCAGGUAGCAAGAUGUGAAGGCUAUUUUUCUGCAAUUUUUUUCGUGUGCUCCUAAGUAAAUCUACGCCAAGGCAAAAAAAAUUUCCCUUAAAAUGCUAAAAUUUAAUAAUCUUGUCAAACCAUUCUAAAAAAAAAAGACAAUUUCGUGCUGCAAAAUUGUAUCUCCAUUUAUGGGUAGAAACACAUGGAAGCUUUAGUAAAUCUUCUCUAUUAUUCUAGAUGAAUAUUUCAGAUUGUUCCGAUGAUAACUGUGUUAGAUUAGAUGGUUUUACAGUCAAAAUUUACUCGUGUUACGGUGGUUAUUGUUAGGUAUUAUUCUAAUUAUGGUAUCAUCAGGAAGGCGGUGUUAGUGAGUGACUUCCUGGAAGAAAACUAAACAAAUAACAUCAUCAGAAGCUGUAGCUACUGAAAACGAUUUCGAUUUGCAGCAAAAACACGUUUCACAAACUGAAAUACAAAUGAAAACAAAAACACAAGCACAAACUGAAGUGAAUCAAAACAACAGGUCAAAUUCAGAUUUUUGUUUGUUUUCCGUCGAAUGUUAAUGGUUCAUGAUUUGCAAGAAUAAAAUAGUUUUGCACAAUAUUGGACGUUUAAUAAACAAUGGUUUUGUAAAAUCA
This is a messenger RNA of Sphaeramia orbicularis (orbiculate cardinalfish), 3526 nucleotides long. It is a transcript of the gene dbn1, whose product is annotated as drebrin 1. Gene Ontology annotation, biological process: positive regulation of dendritic spine morphogenesis; positive regulation of axon extension; postsynaptic actin cytoskeleton organization. Gene Ontology annotation, cellular component: postsynaptic membrane; postsynaptic density; lamellipodium. Bases 80 to 1909 code for a protein of 609 amino acids. The transcript is spliced from 15 exons. Gene Ontology annotation, molecular function: actin filament binding. Lineage: Eukaryota; Metazoa; Chordata; Actinopteri; Kurtiformes; Apogonidae. The record is from RefSeq and is a predicted model, not a curated record.